Odocoileus virginianus texanus is the source of this 4532-nucleotide messenger RNA. The record is from RefSeq and is a predicted model, not a curated record. NCBI's taxonomy places the organism in Eukaryota, Metazoa, Chordata, Mammalia, Artiodactyla, Cervidae.
UUUAGAACCGGUUUGGCAGAGGAGAGCCAAUCCCUUCAGGAACUGGGCGUGGCUUCGGUUACUGUGGCAGCGGGGACGCUUAGCCCGGGCCUGAGGCCAGUUUAGAGGCUAAUGCUCCUCCCGUUCUUUACAUGGCACCCAAGAAAGAGAAAGGCGGGACAACCACCACCAGCUCUAAGAUAUGGGAACCCUCGCUCAUAGCUGCACAAUUCAACCAGAACGACUGGAAGGGCUCCAUCGCUUUUGUCGUUGGAAACCGGAUCGAGGACGAGGUUCUCAUUCGCGCUCUCACCCUCGCUGUCCAAGUCCCUCAGCGCAGACUCUUCAGUAUGGUCUCCUGGCAAGACAUCGUCCAGCAGGUCAAUGGAUCAAGUGCAAUUUUUGGAAGUACAUCUAAAAAGGCAAAGAAACCUCUAAGUGGUAAUGCUCCCUUGUAUUAUGAGGUGUUAACGGCAGCAAAAGCAAUUAUAGACAGCGGAGAGAAAUUAACCUUACCACUGAUAGGGAAACUCCUGAAAUUUCAGCUUCUUCAGAUUAAGUUGAAAGACCAACAGCGACGGGAAAGCGAGAAGAAGGUCAUAGAAGACAGUUUUAAGAUAGAAAAGGAUAAAGUGAAAGCAAAAUCUCCCAAGGAGAAGAAGUCCCCAUCUGCCAAGGUUGCCAAAGGAAAGGGAAAGGACCAGCCAGAGGCAAACAUUGCCGUGAAAAAGACCACCCAGUUAGUGAGGAGGGGAGAAGAGGAUGACACCAAACAAUACAUUGACGAUGAGCCAGAUGACGGUGCCCAGCAUUACUUUAUAGUCGUGGGCUUCAACAAUCCUCAGCUAUUAGCGAUCAUGACGGAGCUUGGCAUUCCCAUAAGCAGCGUGAUUAAAAUAUCUUCAGAGAAUUAUGAACCUCUGCAGACACACCUGGCAGCAGUUAGCCAACAGCAGGAAAGUUUUCUUCAGCCAGAAGAAAUAGAAGCUGAAAAACUGAAGAAAGAGAAUGGCAUAAAAGAACUUGAAAUCUUCUGGAAGUACUUGGAACCAAUCCUGAAUAACCAGAAACCAGAAACAAAUCUCUUUGAUGUCGCUCGGCUUGAAUACACGGUCAAGGCUGACAAGUUUCCUUCUGACUGGUCAGACAGCGAGAUGUUGCUGGAAUUGGGCACCGAAAUAUUUGAAAAUGUUGCCUGUUUGAUGUACGACACCCUGGAUUGGAAAAGGCAGCACCAGCACUAUUUGGAAAGCAUGCAGCUUAUUAACGUCCCACAGGUGGUUAGUGAGAAGCCUAUCUUUGAAGUGACGGUGAUUCCUGAGCCUCCACAACCUGUUGUCACAAUCCCUGGAAAGAAGAAAACACAACAAUAUGAAGAGCCACAAAUCCCAGCUCCUCCUCCACCAACACUGCUACCACCAGCACCAGUGGCUUCCAUCAUCACAAAUGAAGUAGACAUGAGAUACUACAAUGAUUUGCUGAAUCCCAUUCCAGAGGAAUUCAUUUCUGUGCCCUUGAUACUGCACUGUAUGCUGGAACAGACUUCCUGUGUGACCUCGUACACAUGGUCAGUUCUUAUGAAUGCUGUAGAUGCAUUUGAGAAAAUAUUCUUGGGCUUCCCUUGUUACGUGCUAAAGGACCUAAAGAAUUUUGAUCCAGUUCAAAUUGAACAAGAGAUGCAGUCCAAGUUGCCACUGUGGGAAUUCCUUAAAUUCCCUCUGCCCCCGCCAUGGAAUAGCACAAAACGUCUAGCUACAAUUCAUGAGCUCAUGCACUUUUGUACAAAUGAAGUCUUGAACUGGAAUGAAGUAGAACGAGCCUUCAAAGUGUUUACUUUUGAGAGCCUGAAACUCUCUGAGGUUGAUGAAGAUGGGAAUCUAAAGCGUUCUAGGAUGAUGUAUGGGACAGAUUCUGAGAUGUUCAACAUACCAUGGGACAACCCUUCCAGAUUUGCUAAACAGAUAAGGCAACAAUACAUCAUGAAAAUGAAUAUCCAAGAAGCCAAACAGCAAACAGAUGAUGGAACCAAAGACAGAAUUUUAUUUCUGAAUCAGAAUUGGUCAACACCUAUGCCAGAUGAUGAGCUCAACAAAGAACCAUCAGAUCAUCAUCAGCCUGGUAGUAACAAGAAAUCCUUAGACUCUGAUAGUAGAGAACCAAUAGAGCAGGAGAGAAACUUGAAGUCUCAGCUCCAACCUGAGACUCUGGAGCAGACCAUGAACAAUGAGAUCAAAGAUGAAGCGGUCACAAAUGCUGAUCUUCUUGAAAAGAAACCAAAGAAGAUGACUGUAGAAGCCGAGUUAGACGACAUAAAGAAAACCCAGCAACGCAAUCUAAUGGACUGGAGUUUUACUGAACAUUUUAAACCAGAAGUUCUGCUUCAGGUUCUUCAAGAAGCCGAUCAGCAAUACAGGUGUAUUGAUUCUUAUUACCAUACACAAGACAACUCUUUACUGUUGGUCUUUCAUAACCCAAUGAAUCUACAGCGUCUGCGUCAUGAACACUGGAACGCUGGCCUUCACUCCAAUGUUGGAUUCAGAAAUUAUUUGGAACUUGUUGCAAAAUCCAUUCAAGAUUGGAUCAUAAAUGAAGAAGCUCUAUAUCAGGAAACUAAAAUGUCUGAUGAAAUCAAUAAAGCCAAGUAUGAGCUGGAAAUAAAAUCUUCUGCUGGUAUCAAAGUUUCUUCUACUAGCAAAAUUUUUUCUAUUAAAAAAUCUAAAAGUAACAAAGGAAUGAGCAAAACAGAAAUAUCAGAUCAAGAAAAAGACAAAGAAAAAGAGAAGGAAAAGAUUCAUUUUGUUUUAGAAGGCUCUCUCAAGGCCUGGAAAGAAGAACAAGAUCGGUUAGCUGAAGAGGAACGCUUAAAGGAAGAAAAAAAAGCAGAAAAGAAGAGUAAGGAGGCUGGUAAAAAGAAAGGCAAGGAAAAACCAGAAAAAGAAGAUAGUAAGGUUUUCAAGAAAAAAUCUUUUAUAAGGGAAAAAUCGAAAGAAGAGCAAAUGAAGAUCCCGGAAAUAACAGAGGAGCCCCUCCAGGAACCAGAACCUGAGAUAGUUUACCCGUUUCAUGGAUACAACAUGGGAGAAAUACCCGUGCAAAUCUCAGGAACAAAUUAUUAUCUGUAUCCUUCUGAUGGAGGGCAGAUUGAAGUAGAAAAGACAACAUUUGAAAAAGGUCCAACAUUUAUCAAAGUGAAAGUGAAAAAGGACAAGCACAAUUUUUUAAUUCACUUAAGAGACCCUAGGAAAAUUGUGGAACAGGAGAAAAAAGAAGGGGAUUAUACUUCAGAAGAUGAGAAAGAAGAAAGAGAAGGAGAGCAAAACUUUGAAGCAGAAGAAUCAAAUGAAGAGAAUAAAGCUGUCAGCAAGUUUGGAUCUUUUUCUGCCACCUUGGAAAAUGGAAUCUGCCUCUCAAUAAGUUACUAUGGAUCAAGUGGAUCAGCACCAGAGGAUAAGGAUCCUAACUUGGAAUCUAUGUUGAAUAUCCCAUCAGUACAUACUCCAACAGUGAUUCCUGUUAUAGUGAGUAUUCCUCAAGGCAAAGGCAAAGGUAAAACAAAAGGGAAGGAAAAACCCAAAGACUCUCUUAAAGAAGAGGAGCGCCCAAAAGAAGAAGAGAAAAAGGUAAGUGGACCCUGCCAUGGAUUCCCAGAUUCUGCUUCUGACUCAAUAGAUGAGAAGACUGUGUUAACUUUGAAAGAUGAUCAAUGUAUUAUAGAUGAGGAACCCACUUGGGAUAUCAUGGUCCGACAGAACUACCCCCAGAAGGUGAAGCACUAUGAGUUCUACAAAAUGGUGAUGCCACCGCUGGAGCAGGAAGCAUCAAGAGUUAUCACCAGUCAAGGCACUGUUGUCAAAUACAUGCUGGAUGGAUCCACACAGAUUCUCUUUGCAGAUGGGACUGUGAGCUGUAGUCCUGAUUCAGGGCCUGUCAGUCUUCCUACUGACAGGCCAGCCAGCGCUCACAGUGCUGACUUGAUGGACACGCUUUCUCAGCAGAAAUCAGAAACAGCACCAUCGGAGACUGUCAUCACAAAGAAAGGAAAAAUUCAGAAAAAUCAGUCAUCUAUGGCACAUAAAAAUGAAAGCCAUGAACCUCCCCCAGAAACAGUUCAAACAAUAACUCCUAUGGAUGUUCACUUAGGCACCUGGUUUACAACUACACCUCAAGGAAAUCGGAUUGGCACCAAAGGAUUAGAAAGAAUAGCAGACUUGGCCCCGUUUUUAUCCUUUAAAGCCACAGAUCCUGUCAAUGGAACGGUUAUGACAACUCGAGAAGACAAAGUGAUCAUCGUUGAAAAGAAAGAUGGUACUCGGAUAGUGGAUCAUGCUGAUGGUACCAGAAUCACAACCUUUUAUCAGGUUUAUGAAGACACUAUUUCUUCGGAGGAUCAAGAGACAGCCGAAGGUCCCCAGAGGAUCACCAGGCAGGUGAAGUGCAUGCGGAUUGAAAGCUUGCACUACGCCACUGUCAUCACCAACUGCGAGGACAGUAGCUGCUGCGCCACCUUUGGGGAUGGGACGUCCAUCAUUGCAAAGCCACAGGGAACGUACCAG